AUGUCGGCGAAAGAGACGGUGGAUUUGAUGCGGAGAGAUUCGAGAGAGCGUUUGGGAAUGAGCGAGAUGUUGAUGAAUUUGUUGUUAAGGUUGGACUCGGUGAGAGGAGUGGAUCCCGGUGUUAGGGAUUACAGGAAGACGGUGAUCAGGAAAGUGAUCGCGUUGCAGGAGACGUUGGACGCCAUUGUUACCGUCGAAGAAAGUUCCGCCGCUGAAACCACCGGUGAAGAAACGAUAGAGAUGGUGCAAGUUCCGAUGGAAGAAGAAAACCCCUCGGAUCCAUGCCCCGCGGCUCAAUUCGAAGACAAUAGCCCCGAUCUCGUCGAAGUAGCAACAGAAACAGAUGGAACCCAAGUUCCUCAAAUUCAAAAAGAACUUUAUACAGAGAAAUCUCCAGAAACCAGUCACGAAAACGAAAGAAAUGAAGCCGAGGGAGAGAGAAUGGAGGAGAUCGAGCGAACAGAGAGCCAAACAGAUUCGUCUGCAAAUCCAGAAAUCCCUGAGGAAGAGAACGAGAAGCAGCAGCUACGGACUGAGGAGGAAACCAGAGGCGAAGGGAAGGAGAAGAGCAAGGAGAUGCUGGAGAGGAUGAUGGAGGAAAACGAGAGGAUGAUGGAGAUGAUGGCGCAGCUGUUCGAUCGGAACGAGUUGCAGACUCGGCUACUGAGUUCACUGUCGCAGCGAGUCGAGCAGCUGGAGAAGGCAUUCGUCUACGAUAGGCUCCGCCGUAAGAAGAGGAGGAACGCGGCGGCGACGAAGCUGGAGUCGCCGGAGGGGAAGAAACCCGGUCGAGGGUAG
Molecule: messenger RNA, 798 nt
Organism: Tarenaya hassleriana
Lineage: Eukaryota; Viridiplantae; Streptophyta; Magnoliopsida; Brassicales; Cleomaceae
Product: BAG family molecular chaperone regulator 6-like
Exons: 1
Coding region: 1-798 (265 amino acids)
Biological process (GO): protein folding
Cellular component (GO): plasmodesma
Molecular function (GO): protein-folding chaperone binding
Source: RefSeq, a predicted model, not a curated record